Molecule: messenger RNA, 1013 nt
Organism: Centruroides sculpturatus (bark scorpion)
Lineage: Eukaryota; Metazoa; Arthropoda; Arachnida; Scorpiones; Buthidae
Product: guanine nucleotide-binding protein subunit alpha-11-like
Exons: 3
Coding region: 33-383 (116 amino acids)
Biological process (GO): adenylate cyclase-modulating G protein-coupled receptor signaling pathway
Cellular component (GO): heterotrimeric G-protein complex
Molecular function (GO): GTPase activity; guanyl nucleotide binding; G protein-coupled receptor binding
Source: RefSeq, a predicted model, not a curated record
UUAAAUUAAAAAAUUAAUUUGAAACAUUUUUUAUGAUAGGAACUGGAGAAUCUGGUAAAAGUACAUUUAUUAAACAGAUGAGGAUUAUCCAUGGAUCUGGAUAUACUGAUGAAGAUAAAAAGGGAUUUAUUAAGCUUGUGUAUCAAAAUAUAUUCAUGGCAAUGCAGAGUAUGAUUAAAGCUAUGGAUAUGUUAAAAAUCCCAUAUAAAGAUCCUAGGAAUCAUGUAACCCGAUUGAUUUACAGCAUUCGCUACUUGAGUGAUAUUGAUAGAAUAGCAGCUCAAGAUUACCUUCCCACUCAACAAGAUAUUCUCAGAGUAAGAGUGCCCACAACUGGUAUUAUUGAAUAUCCAUUUGAUCUUGAUUCAAUUAUUUUCAGGUAAAAUUAUAAAAUAUUUCUUUUCAUAGUUUAAAAAAUUUAUCUGAGAUCCACUACUUCACAAACCAAAGAACCAGCAAUAGAAAAGAACUACUCACUUUGAUAAGUGAACAUUUUUAUUCAUUUUUAAAACAGACAAAAAUGUUGUGAAGUAGUGGAUCUCGGAUUAAUAUUAACCAGUAUUGGGGUGUUAUUUUUAUUAAAAAAUUUAACUUUUUUGGUCCUUUUUGAUUCUUUUGAAAUCAUCAAACAGAAUCAGAGCAUCACACUAAAGCUCACACUUAAAAGAAGUGCUAAUGUGUUGAUCAAAGUUACUUGCUUAUUACGUAAAUACUCAUUUAAUGCUUUAAACUAUUUUUAUUACUGGUUUUUACUUUUUUAUUUCUGAUUUGUAAAUUUUUAAAUGUUUUUACAAAUUAUGUGUAAUAAUGCAUGAAAUUAAUUUAUAUUUUGAUUCUUUCAGUAAUAUGAUUACAAAAAGAAUCAAAAUAUACUUGAUUGCUGUUCUCUCAAUUGAUUGUAUGUUCCUUGGAACCUAGCAUAAAAUUGCUAUUGAGAACAUAUCAUACAGGAACACACUUCUUGAUGGAAAAAGGGAAUUUUUAUUUUUUAUAAUUUACAAAGGAUAUGCAUU